AUGAGCGGAGCCAAAGCCCGCAGCGAAGCUCCCGUAGCAGAAAACGUCUCCAGCGGCGGGCACAGCACGGCGGCUCCUCCGCGGGAGCGCAAGCCCGGUGGCGGGGUUCUGAAGAGGCUCAAGUCCCGGAGGAGCCAGGUGGACAGCAGGCCCGUCACGGAGGAAGACCUGCGGACACAGAGUGGACACAUCACGCCGGAGGAUGUGUUAGGACUGCGGGUGUCUACGCGAGGUUACCUGUGUAAACCCGAAGACAAUAUUUAUAACAUCGACUUUGUGCGCUUUAAGAUCAGAGACCUGGAGACCGCCACUGUCUUGUUUGAGAUCGCCAAACCCCCACCUGCAGAGGAUGAUGAGGAGAACAGAGAGGCAGACGCCAGCGCAGGUCGAUUUGUACGCUACCAGUUCACCCCAGCCUUCCUGCGACUGAGGACCGUGGGAGCUACAGUGGAAUUCACAGUUGGAAACCGGCCUCUAAACAACUUCCGCAUGAUCGAGAGGCACUACUUCCGUGAUCACCUGCUGAAGAGCUUUGACUUUGACUUUGGCUUCUGUAUCCCAAACAGCCGUAACACCUGUGAGCACAUCUACGAGUUCCCUCAGCUGUCUGAGAGCCUGGUCCGUCAGAUGGUGGAGCGUCCUUAUGAGACCCAGUCAGACAGCUUCUACUUCGUCGAGAACCGACUGGUCAUGCACAACAAGGCAGACUAUGCUUACAACGGAGGACAGUGAUAUUUGCCUGCUAGCAUGCAAACACACGCACAGACCUGUGCAUGCACCGACAUCGUACUCACAUUUAUAGAUAUACAUAUACACAAAUGCAUGCACACGGCUGAACAUUCAUACACUUCAUUCAUUCAGACAUGCACAAGCAGCUACAGGCAAGGUUGAGUUACUUCUUAUGUUUGUAAAGAUAAAUCGCCACUUGUCAUUUUCAGGGGAUGCAUUUGAUAUUGCACGAGGUCAAUAUCAGUCUGCACUCUGACACACAAACAGGAAGCCGCUGUUAGAAAGAGGUACAAAACGGGUUAACGUGUCUGUUUUUAAUUAUGGAAUGAUCGCUUUAAAACCGAAGAGGGCUCAUCAUUCUAGUGGCCAUGUGACGUUUGUCUCUAACAGACCCAGUGGUUACUAGAUGGAUGGUUAGUCUCCUCUUAGCAAUUGUAAAAGUGUCCUACCACCCACUCAAAACACACACACACACACGCACACACACACAGAUUUGCGCGCACACACUCAAAACCCCAAGUGACACACAUAGUGUUUACGCAGUGUUUGUCAGAAGCAGCUGUUCUCAGAGCUACCGCCUCCACAAUCCACUCCAGACAAUAUCGGGGGAGAAGGAGAGAAGCCAUCCACAGAAACACUCCUGUCAAACACACAUGGUCACUCCUGUGAUCCUCUUCCCACCUCCCUCGCCUCUUUCACUUUCAUAUGCACACAUAAAGACAUCAACAAUAGUACUGUAUAAGACUUCGACUUAAGGUCUCUGAGAUAUUACUCUUUUAUUUUUGUUUUACAGUUUUGACUGGUUGAUAGCAACAUGGAAAUAGAUCAGGUAACAGUUAACUACAAUGUCAUUGUAACCUUUGGCUGCGACAAAAUAAACUAAUUAAUGAACAACAGCAACAAAAAAAAAAAAGAAAGUUUCAAGUAGAAAUUGCUCAUCAGUUCAGAGGGGGAUGGGUAAUAUUUGAUAUCAUGAUGCAUGUGAUGAUAUAAACAAAAAAGGGAGAGAUUUCUAUAAAUUAUUUGAUAUUCAGUGUAGAAAAAUUUAAAAACAGGUGUACUUUGCCGAAGGAAGAGGUUGGGCUUCCUUAUUUUCAAAGUCACAUCAAAUAUUCUUAUGCCCCAUCUUAGUUUAAUUACCUAGAAUGUUAAAUCAUUCCCUUAUCAUGCACAUCUUAACACAUCAAAAUCAACUUAGAAUAUGUUGGGAAAAUGAGUGGUAUUUCUUCUAAUUAGAUAGUAUACCUCCUCUUUGUACUUUGUAAACUUUGGUGUUCAGGGUUAAAGGUGGUGUUUGUAAAAAU
Messenger RNA from Xiphias gladius (swordfish), 2033 nucleotides. RefSeq names its product protein unc-119 homolog B-like. The record is from RefSeq and is a predicted model, not a curated record. The transcript has 5 exons. Gene Ontology annotation, molecular function: lipid binding. Gene Ontology annotation, cellular component: cilium. NCBI's taxonomy places the organism in Eukaryota, Metazoa, Chordata, Actinopteri, Istiophoriformes, Xiphiidae. Bases 1 to 732 code for a protein of 243 amino acids. Gene Ontology annotation, biological process: nervous system development; cilium assembly; lipoprotein transport.